AUGAAUAACUUAUCCAACUGGACCAAUGGCAUAGAAGGUGAUAGAAACCAAGGAUAUGUGAAGGACACGAACAGGGAUGUACCACUCGGAAAUCCUACCUAUGAAUGCAGAAUGAAAGAGCUGCAGACAUUAGGGUGUUACAGUGAGGUUACUAAUCUGGGGGAAGCGGCUAGUUUAUAUAUGCAAGCCGGCGAAAACAGAUCUGCGACAAAAUCAACCCAGUCGAAUGUUAGCCUGGGCAAAGAAACACCCAUGUGUGAACAGGUGAAUGCAAACAGUGACAUUCCCCUUGAGAGGCACGACUCGUGUGUCAAUACUUUGGCGAACUCGGCGUUAAGUGGGAUAGAAGACCCUCCCCAAAAUGUUGAACCAAAUGAGGGUGACGUAGGCACCCAUGGAGGAGCAAAUGAACGAGGAAGUGACCCAGGAAGUGGUCAAGGGAGUGGCGAACGAACUGAAUACCAAAAUGGACUUAUGAAGGGCCACACGGGCAAACAUACAAAUGACAGGGGAGUUGACUCGGGCGAGGCCGCCCCCCCAGUGAAAGGCCAGGAAUCCGUCGAAAUGAACAAAAAUAAUUUGGACCUCGGACAAAACGAAGAACUGGGGAGCCAAACGAGCAGCCAUCUCCCCAUCGAAGAGAAACAAGCAAAUGGGCGUGCCAAAUGGAGCCUCCAAGAGGAGCAGAACAAAACAACAGAGGAAGUUACUCAACACACGCAGAGAGAAAAUAAUGAUUUAGAAAGAAGCCAUUCGAGCGAUGUCAAUGAUUAUACACUUUUUGGACAACAAGAAAGGGAUGCAGUAGAGGUGGAAUGUAUGAAGAAUGGGCAUGUCAAAGGUCAAACCUCUCUAAGGGAAGAUCAACGUGGUGAUUAUUGCGAUGCUGAUAAGGCAAAUUUACCGCCCAUUCAGGAGCCAAACGCAUUGAUCAGUUCGGGUAAUGAAUACGAACAUGCUCAGGUAAAUACAUUCAGCAGUGACUCCAAGGAAACAGACGGAGAAGGCGAGGAAGUGAGACCCACUUCUAAAGAUAACUCGAAUGAUGGACUCGCAAACAAAUUAACAAGUGCAUCACCAGAGGAGGAAAAAAAAAAAAAGGAAAAUUUAAACAUAGAGGAGGAGCAAAAUGAAAAAUGUAAAAAUCAGGACGAGGUGCUACAGAAGGGAAAUGAACCAACAGUUAGCGCCCCCUCUGAUGAAGCAAUAAAUUCUACAAGCUCAGGCAAUGCUGUGAGUAGAAGUCGUGACAGCGUGGGAGGCAGCGAAAGUGCUGCGAACCAAAUCGAAAUAGAUGGUUACACAUGGAUCAAUCGUGAAAUAACUAAAAAUGAAUACAAAAAAAAAAAAGACAUUACAGAAGUAGGAGAUGAUUCCCAUUUAAGUAACGCCAAAAAAAAAAGUACUUUUUCUAGCCCCGUUAAUAAUACCAUAACGUGUGACCACCAGUUGGGUACAAACUGUGAUGAUGUCGAAUUGGGGGGAAGCAAAAUGAGCACUCCCCCGUGCGGUACACUAGGGUUUCAUGUGGCACAGGCCGAUGUGGAAGGAUCCUACAAGCUAAAUAUAAAUGCAUGUGCGUCCGUGCCAUCUAGCGAAUUGAUAGCUGCGCGCGGAACCGAAGGUGUGCCCCGUGAGGAAGUCACUACAGGAAGCGAAACACCAAACGAUGCUUUACAGCCAUGCGACAUUGCGCACCCAGGCGGCAUUGCCAUUCCAAACGGGACCACCGUUUGUGCAAACGCCCUACCUAAUGCGUGUACUACUUUUAACGCACCAGAAAAUAGAAGUGAGAAAAUGCAGGAUCUUGCAGGACGAGCAAACCCUGACACAAUGCCUACCUCGCUGGACGCUAAAAUGGAUUCUAUUCCGCGAGAAACGCAUGAAGAAUGUGAAAUAUCCCCACCGAAUGAGGUCGCUCAUGCGCAUGCACCCUUGACAAAAUUGCCAUGCGCACCUCCUGACGUGCGUGACGCUGAACUGGAAUUGCAGAGAGAGGAAAAGGACGGAAAAGAUGGAGAAGAUGAAACAAACAUAGGUAGAAGCACAAAUGCAGAAAAAUUAAGCAGCCAUACAAUUGAAAGCAACCUUGAAAGCGAAAAUAAAGCGAAGUGCAAAAUAGCUAUAGAACGCCAAAUAGCUGUAGAACACGAAAUAGCGGUGGAACGCGAAAUAGAUGUAGAGCACGAAAUAACUAUAGAGGGUGAAAAAAAAACGGAAAACAUUAGAAGCGAAAACUACCCCAAUUGGGGAAAGAACCAGGGAAGCGAAAAAAUCGCGUCCAGUCAGAGAAACUCCAAAGGCCAAAAAGGCACACCGAGAGCGGAAACCGCACAAACCGCGCAAGUCCCACUUCACACACCAAUGGAGCAGACCGCGCCAAACUCCGCCGCGAGUUCUCCCCCAGUUAGGAGCAGCAUAAGCUUCAACGAAGUGCCGCUGAGAAACCUAAACCAGGGCCUGAACCAUAAGCAGAUACGGAGGCAGAAUUCGAAGCAAUUUCCCUCGCAACACACAAAGCCGUACCCGUCCGACAAUCAACCUUUAGCCAUGGACCAAGGGACAAAGAACUUUUCUACAAACCAUCGCAACUGUGUCCAACCGGUAGGAGUCAACAACUUGCAGAAGAAUCCCCAUAUGGAAAAUCUAAAAAACGGUGCUACCAUAGACGAUCACAUGGACAUGUGCACAUUACCUUUAGAGACCCAAGGAGAGGAGCUGAGGGAACAGCUGUCCUAUGGAACCAAUGGAAUCACGAAUGGUGACCUGGCUCGGGCGAAUCAUCUAAACAGUGCAAACAACGGAACUGGCCGACGUAGUGGAAGCGGUGUAAAUGGCGUAAACAGCGUGAGCGACCAGGGCGUGGCCAACUUCAUCAACGCCGAACAGCUGGAGAAUUACCUAAAUGAGAAAAUGAAGAUGGGCAAUCCCGUGCACAGAGAAGUGCCAGUAGAUACAAUCCCCAAGCAAAUAAUGAAGAAAAAAAUAAGUCAAGAUACCACCUUUCAGGACAAUGACAACGAUCACAUCGAAUAUAAGAACAACGAAAUGCUGAUGAGAAAAGUUAGUCAAGAUACGAUCGUUAAUGAUAUGAUGGAAGACAACAACAUGUCUUUGGAAAGGAACAAAGAAAUGAUUUUUAAAAAAAUAACCCAAGAGGUAGCUAGCAGCACUAUCCAUAAGCCAAACUUUGGUCACGUGAAUAAUGAUCACUUGGUGAAAAAAAGAAGUCUGGACACUACCAUGAGCUGCAUGAAGAUCGAGAAUAUGGGAAGUAUGGGUAAGGACAUUAUCCUCCACAAGCUCAGCGAGCACGGGGCUGUGGGAGAAUUGCUUGGCGAGAUGAACGGGAUCAGCGAGAUGAACGGCAUGAAUGGGGUUGGUGUGGGGGGGGGCAUGGACAACAUGGCUCGCAUGAAUGGCAGAAGCGGCGUGCACCACGUGGACGACUCGAACGAAGAAAACACGCGCCACGACCUGUAUCGCCACCACCACGUCCUGUACAACCAAAGCCCGCAGAGCGAGAUUAAUGAUCGCAAUUUUAAAGAAGAAAUGAACCUGCAAAGCAUGAUGGGUUUCCACGAUCACCAAAGUGUAAUUAGCUGCGCACAUGACGAUAGCCCGGGGAACCACUGCGAGGUAAGCGACGCAUAUAACAGGGUCCUGGACAACCACACUAUACAGAGCAACACCAAAGAGGCAGACCUCUGCAGUAACGUCGAUUUCACAGAUGAUAAGUACAAUCAGUGGUUCGACACCAUUUACACAGUGUGCGUAAAAUUGGACGACCUCUGCUGUAAGUUGAAUUCGGAUUAUCCUCACUCCAUGCACAUAUGGGAGAGUAAUGGCAACCCCAGCGUGUACGAUUUGAAAAGUGCAUUUCAGAACAGAAACAAGUUGAAAAUAUUUUCGCAUAGUAAUCAAGUGGAAAAAGUUGCUGGUGGGGUCGAUGCAACUGUUCCAACGACCAUUUAUAACGACCUAAACAGCAGUGACAACAGCGUUAAUAGCAACUACAUGUAUGCAGUCACCCACGUGAGUAACAACAACCAAGGAGCGAUGAAAAAGCAGGAUCAGUUCGUGCAGGAUAACUUCGAAAAUGGUCUCCCUGAACAUGUAAAAAAUAAUUGCAAACAGGUUGGGCGCAUGUACGGAAUGAGCAACAUGAACAACAACAUCAACAGCAACAAUCAAUAUGGCAAAGAUUUGGCCCAUGUUUACUCAGCCUGUGACGAUCAUUUAAAGAGGAUCCAAACGAAGAGUGAGCAUGGAAAAGCUGGAAGGAAAAGGCAACAUGAGUAUGCUCUCCACAGGGAAAUGUACAACCAUGGGAAUAGCAGAGCCCUGCAGGAUGGUAGUACCCUCCUUUAUGACAGAGAAAAGAACGGCAUGAAGACCGACAUCGCAAUCUUACCUGGUGCGCUUUCGAAGGACGCUCUGGAAUUGCUGCAGGCGUACGGCAAAGCCGAUUCGCGAGUCAAUGACAAAUUCAAGGUGGAACUGUACAACGCGCCUCCUCAGUACGGCGGACACGGAGAUGGGAUGGACGGGGCAAACCACAACAACGGUUGCCACCGCGGCGCUGCCCCCUUCAGUAGCGGCAUCCCCACAGUUAUAAGCAACAACAGUAUUGACAUGGCCCUCCAAAACGGAGACUCCUUAUCCAUAGCCAAAAAAUUAAGCGCAAAUGGAUUAAUGCAAUACGUGAAGAAUGAAAACAAUGACGGAUUCAAAAACGCGAACGAUGCAUCAGCAAACACCACUAAGAGAAGAAAAGGAGGCAAAAGAAACACAAUCAAUAACAACAAGAGUGUGGAAAAAAAAAAUAUAAAAAAAUAUGGGACGGUCAGUAGAACCAAUACCAAAAUUAUAAAAAAUGAAAGCGAAUUUGAGUACCUCUUGGAGUUAUCCGAUAAAGAAGGGCCUAACCUAGAGAACCCCGAUGAUCUGAAAUGUGAUGUCGCAGGGGUCUAUUGGGACAAGAGGAGUUGGAUUGCCUCCUGGUAUGACAAUGGCAAGCGUUAUUAUAAAUCCUUCUCUGCAAAAACACAUGGUUUUUAUAAGUCAAAGUUCUGGGCAAUCAAAGUUAGACUCUCCAAAGUUAAAGGCCAAACCAUAUUUGGGAAGAAUUGCCGCAAGAAUAAGGACGACGAUGGGUGUAACACUGUUCAUAACGACCUCACCUUUAACAGCUCAAUUGUCAGUGAGAACAAUAACGUACUUCUUGGGAAUAUCUAG
Plasmodium inui San Antonio 1 is the source of this 5238-nucleotide messenger RNA. RefSeq lists its product as hypothetical. The coding region runs from base 1 to 5238 and encodes 1745 amino acids. The record is from RefSeq and is a predicted model, not a curated record. Gene Ontology annotation, molecular function: DNA-binding transcription factor activity. Gene Ontology annotation, biological process: regulation of DNA-templated transcription. The transcript has a single exon. NCBI's taxonomy places the organism in Eukaryota, Apicomplexa, Aconoidasida, Haemosporida, Plasmodiidae.